AAAGUUGGUAAAUGUGUAAAGUUUCCAAACCUAAAAGGCUAAAACCCAAUUCGAACUAAAUAAGCCCAAAUGUGAAGAAUCCCCCAUAUCGGCCGGCAAUAGAGAUGAAGAAUUCCCGUUGCCGCUACUUCAUCCACCGUGGAAGCCAUCGUAAAAGCUAAACCACCGCCAUUGUUGCUGGAUUCAUUUCAUCUCCAUCUGCAACCUCUUCUCUCCGAGGCAAUAUCCAACUUCUCAUGUGCCGGAACACAAAAGUCCAAGUAACAGUAAUUAAAAUUAAAAUUUUGUUAAUUUUUGUGUCUGCUCCUCACUUUCUGUGCAACCAAACAAAUGCUGUUCUAUUAAUUAUUCGACAAGCUUCGAUCUUCUGUAAAAUUAGUAAACCGCUAUUAGAUUCAGACACUGGUAUACCCAACAAAUUUCACAAUGCAUGCCGAAUCAGCCACCAUAGUUCAGAUUCUUUGGUUUUUUGGCAUAUCAGCUUGCAUUAAGCUCAUUUUAAUCCCAUCAUACCACAGCACAGACUUUGAGGUCCAUCGGCAUUGGCUCGCUUUAACCCAUUCCCUCCCUUUAACUCGAUGGUACGUCGACGAGACUAGCCCCUGGACUCUCGAUUACCCUCCGUUUUUCGCUUACUAUGAAUAUUUUCUCUCCCUUUUUGCCCAAUUUAUCGACCCUCAAAUAGUUGACAUCUACAGAGGCCUCAAUUAUAAGUCAAACACUGUCCUCUACUUCCAAAGAAUAACUGUGAUCGUCUCAGAUUUGUGUCUCUUACUAGGGCUUUAUAGAUUGACUAAAAAUCUGGAGCCAAGGAAGAGAAUUUUGAGUUGGGUUUUGGUGGUUUGGUCUCCAGGGCUUAUAAUGGUAGACCAUAUGCAUUUUCAGUACAAUGGGUUUCUACUAGGGCUCUUGUUGCUGUCUGUUUCGUACUUGCAAGAAGGGAGAGAUGUGAUGGGUGGUUUUGUUUUUGCAGUUUUGUUGUGUUUUAAGCACUUGUUUGCUGUGGCUGCACCGGUUUAUUUUGUAUACUUGAUGAGGCACUAUUGCUGGAAAGGAUUUUUCGUAGGUUUUAGACGGCUUUCUGCAUUGGGGGCGGUGGUUGUGGUAGUUUUCGCGGCUGCUUAUGGUCCGUUCUUAUACCAUGGUCAGAUACAACAAGUUAUCAGACGGAUGUUUCCUUUUGGGAGGGGACUUUGCCAUGCAUACUGGGCUCCAAAUUUUUGGGUGUUUUAUAUGAUGUUGGAUAAAUGUCUUUCUAUCAUCUUCAGAAAACUAGGAUUCAACAUCCAAGCUCCAAUUGCCUCAUUUACUGGCGGGUUGGUAGGAGAUUCAUCUCCUUUUGCUGUAUUGCCUCAGGUCACCCCCUUGACAACCUUCAUCAUGGUUUUGCUUGCCUUAUCUCCUUGCCUCUUUAAAGCUUGGAAGAAUCCUCAACCAAGAUUUGUUGCUAGAUGGAUUGCUUAUGCUUAUACAUGUGGCUUUUUCUUCGGUUGGCAUGUCCAUGAGAAAGCAUCACUCCAUUUUGUCAUACCCUUGGCUAUUAUUGCAUCACAAAGUCUGGAGGAUGCAAGGCACUACUUCUUACUUUCUAUAGCAUCCUAUUACUCAUUAUUCCCACUUCUACACGAGGCUCAGGAAUAUCCUAUCAAGGUGCUGCUGUUGCUAUUACACACCAUUCUGAUGUGGUACAGUUUUUCUGCACAAUUCAUGACGAAAGAAAGGGAUUCUGCAACAAAGGGAAGUGAACAAUAUGGUUCAAAGGGAAGAUCAAGUGGCAAUGUCGAAAGAGCACGCGUUUUUGGAUGGGUUGGGAAGUGUUACCUGGUUGGUCUUUUGGGUAUUGAAAUAUGGGGUCAGUUUUUGCAUCCUUACUUUGUUGGUGAUAAGCUUCCCUUUGUACCCCUUUUGUUAACCUCUACCUUCUGUGCAUUGGAAAUAAUGUACUCAUGGAUAUGGCAACUGAGAUGGAUCAUUACAUCCACCUGAUUCUUUAUGUUUUUUGUUCACGUUUUUGUAUCUUACUUGAGGGUGGAUUUCGGCUCUUUGUAGUUUCAUAACGCAACAUGCAAUGCAUUAGUAUGAUCAUGAUAUUAACAA
Molecule: messenger RNA, 2097 nt
Organism: Mercurialis annua (annual mercury)
Lineage: Eukaryota; Viridiplantae; Streptophyta; Magnoliopsida; Malpighiales; Euphorbiaceae
Product: probable dolichyl pyrophosphate Glc1Man9GlcNAc2 alpha-1,3-glucosyltransferase
Exons: 4
Coding region: 427-1986 (519 amino acids)
Biological process (GO): protein N-linked glycosylation
Cellular component (GO): endoplasmic reticulum membrane
Molecular function (GO): dolichyl pyrophosphate Glc1Man9GlcNAc2 alpha-1,3-glucosyltransferase activity
Source: RefSeq, a predicted model, not a curated record